CUGUAUGGAUAGCUCCCCGAAGUGAAAAGUUAGCGUUUAGCCGUUUUGAAGUUGGUACUUCGGGGGAAGGAGAAAUACUCCCGUGGGGCAGAGGAGAUUCCAGAGAGAGAACCAUAAUGAACGUACAGGCCCUCACCCAAGGAGCGCCUCUUUCCUCUAGGCCCCUGGCUUGGACAGGCCCCGGACCCCUGGGUUUAUUUAUCCCUACCGGAGUCCUGGAUGCCCACCCGGGAGCAGCUUCGGGGCCAUGCCAAUUUCACCCACUUUAAACGCUUUGCAUCCUGAUUUUUUCUGUCUCCUAUCUAGAUCGAUUCAGUGACGCAGAGCCUUUCAGGGUUGGCUGGAAGCCAAAGCCCAGCCUCCCGAUGGAGUCUGAAUCCAGCCGACCUGAAGAGGAGACCCCUUCCCUCUUGUGGGGUUUGGAUCCUGUGUUUCUAGCCUUUGCAAAACUCUACAUCAGGGAUAUCCUGGACUUGAAGGAGUCCUGCCAGGUACCAGGAGUAUUUUUUUACAAUGGGCAUCCAAUAAAACAGGUGGAGAUCUUGGGAACUGUAAUUGGAAGAAGAGAAAAGGAUACUUUCUACAGCUAUGGAGUGGAUGACAGCACUGGAGUUAUAAACUGCAUCUGCUGGAAAAAGUCGAACAAUACCGAGUCUUCCUCAGCCCUAUUAACGACAGGUGGUCCAACUAUAGGGGAGCUGAACUUAACCUCACAGCUUAAGAAGCUGCAAGAGACCAUUGAGCAGAGAACAAAGAUAGAAAUUGGGGACAUUAUCCAAAUCAGAGGUUACAUCCACACAUACAGAGAAGAACGAGAAAUUCGUGUCACUACUUAUUAUAAAGUGGAUGAUCCAGUGUGCAACAUACAAAUUGCAAGGAUGCUUGAGCUUCCCAGUAUCUACAGGAAAGUUUAUGACCAGCCUUUCCAGAGCCCAGCCCUAGAGCAAGAAAGCAAUCCAGGUGCCCUGGACCUUGCCAAUCUCACAUGUUUGCUGAGUGAAAAAGCCAAAGAAUUCCUCGUGGAGAACAAAGUACAAACCUUUUACCGGCAGGAAUUGGAAACUGUGGAAUCUCUGCUGUCCCUGGCCAGUCAGCCUGUGACUCACAGCUCCUGCUCUGAGCAGGUGGAUGUUAAGAAUGAAACCACUUCCAAGGCAAUUCAUAGUAUAUUUAAGAAUGCUAUACAGCUUCUGCAGGAAAAAGGAUUUGUUUUCCAGAAAGAUGAUGGUUUUGAUAACCUAUACUAUGUAACCAGAGAGGACAAAGAACUGCACAGAAAAAUACACCAUAUCAUUCAAGAAGACUGUCAGAAACCAAAUCACAUAGAGAAGGGCUGCCACUUCCAGCACAUCUUGGCCUGUGCUCGCCUGAGCGUCAGCCCGCGCCUGAGCGAAGCUGUGCUGCAGCAAGUGCUGGAGCUCCUGGAGGACCAGAGUGACAUCAUCAGCACUAUGGAGCACUACUACACAGCGUUCUGAGGAGCUGCCGGCAGAUGGCGUGGGCGGAGCCAGGCCAAGGAAGAGGAAGACCGGGCGGCAAUCACUCCCAGGCUCUGAUUUUAAACAUCACGCAGAGGCUGAUAGGUCUGGUGGCAGUUACCUCCUAAGAAACUAUGAAAUAUAGUCAUUUAAGGGAUGCAAUUGGGCAUAAAUUCUGUAGGCUGCCCUCUUGCUGCUGUAUCCUUGGGAUAAAGUCACUUCUGUCUCCGCCAUGACAUAGAGGGAAACCUGUCCUGUCGACCUCCUGACUGGACCGGGCGUUGCUCUUGGAGCAGAAGGGGAGGAAACAGUGUUGGCGGCUGAAUCGGGGUACAUGUGGCUUGAGGCCCUAUCAGGGUAAAGGAAUGUCACGUGGUAAAGUGAACUGAAGAGCAUAUAGCCAGAGCACACAGAUCUAAAACCUUCUCGAACUUCAGACCAUCAGCUACAUUCUUGUAGGCCUCUCCCAGUGGUUAAGAACCUAAUGUAGGGGACUUAUUCUUGAAUGAGUACCACUCACCUAUGAUUGCCAAGGGUCAAGUACCAGUGGUGGGUCCUGAGCCCUCGGAUGAAUGGUGUUUACAGACCCACCCAGAGACGGGAAUAAAUGGAUCUAAGGCAUGGCUCUGUGUUGGUCAUUUUCCUUACUUUCCUUCUGAAUCAAAAGAUGUCUCAGUACAUUUCCUUAACACUUUGAGGACAUAUGUGACUAAAUACAUUGUCCUUUAACACCCUGAAGUCCUUAGAGGCUCUCAGCCAAAUGCCUGGCUGGUAGAUGUUACUCUCAAGGUUACUGUUGAACGCACAGGGCGUCCCGACACCAUCCAGACGAACACUCUGUGCCCAGACAGGUGGUGGAAUCUGAGGUAUGUAGCAGGCUUGUUCUAACAGCUAAAUGACAAAUCGACAAACGCAGCCAGCAAAAAAAAAAAAAAAAUGAAGUGUCAGGAAUGAUUUGGAGUUAAUUACAGUCGUUUCAAAGAGGCACAUCUGCCUCCGUCUGCUGCCUUUGCUCUUGACGUAACAAGCUCUUAGUGGCUCUGCUGCAGAGCCCGCAGGCCUCCAGAGUCGUUCUGCUCUAUGUGGAAAUGCAGUGGUUUUAAUACUCACAAGUUGGCUGCAGUUUCACAUGUCAGGCUGAGGGCUAGGACCAACAGAUUGCUUCCUGUUGGGGACUUUCUGACUUGACCCAAACAUCUGCCAUAUUUCUAACAGCCGUUUACCCAGAUGGCUGCCCUGUGUCCUCUGUCCAUUCAGAAGCUUCCCAUAGAACGGGGUCUGCCUGGAAUAACAUCCCAGCGGUUCUUCCUGAUAGCAGCGGAUGUUCCGUAUUGAAUACAUCUCAGAUUAUCAGGGCUGCCCAGGAAGGAGUCUGAACCAGCAGCGCAUUUCCAGGAUUUAUCCCAAGGAGAUGAUCGCACAGGUGUGAGGUGUGAAAGGAUGAACACACAAGAUUCCCAUUGCUGUGUAAUUCAGAGUUCUACAACUGGGAAAAAUAUCCGUAGGAAAAAGUUAAUUAUGAUACGUGUACACAGUGAAACACUAUGCAGCCAUUAAAUGAUGGAGUAGACAGAUCCUUUUGCCGUGGAGCACUCUUCCCAAGAAAACUGAGGUACAGGUCUGUUUACAGAGUAUACUACCAUUGAGCCGUAUGUGUAUGUCUGUACAUCUGCAUAAAUGUGGCACAUGUAUGCACGUACAUAUAGUUGAUCACUCCCGGGGCCCCCCUCCCCUCCCCACCCCCCCCCCCCCUGCCGCCCAAAAUACUUUCUGCACUUGGCUUUCAGGACACCACACUCUGGGUGCUCUUUCUCAGUCUCCUUUUCAUGGUCUUCCAUGUCCCCGGGGGCUCAGGGUUCAGUCCCAGAGCUCAUUCCUGUGCAGCUUGCCCCCUUGGAGAUGUGAAGCAGUCGUGUGGCUCAGAACAUCCAUAUGCUGACAGGCUCUCCAAUUUACAUCCAGUUAAGACCUCUUCUGAACUCCAGACCCCUGCAUUCAGCUUCCUGUUGACGUCCCCACUGAGGUGUCUAACAGCUGUCACAAACCCCUGCCCAAAGCCAGGCGCCUGAUCACCCCUGACUGAAGACUUGUGCCUUCUGAAGUUUUGCCUGAUUCACAAAAGCAGCCCCAUCAUUCCAGUUGCCUAGGCCAAACCCGUUGACUUUUUCUCUUUCUCUCACAUUCCACCUCCAACCUGCCUACCAGUUACCUUGGCACUACCUUCAAGGUAUUUCUAGAAUCUAACUGCUCCUCACGGCUCCACUGCUACCACUUGGAGCAUUGCAGGUGCCUCCUGACUCGACUCCCUGCUUCCGCCCUGGCCUCCCUUUAGUUCACUUAGCACACAGCAGCCAGUGCCAUCUGUUAAAACUGAAGCCAGAUUCUGUCCUCCUCUGCUCCAGCUCUCCAUGACUCUGUUGGUCUCACUCCAGGUAGGACCUCAGGGCAUCCCAGUAUCAACAAGGAGCUGCUCUGCCUGGCCUCCUCUCCGAAUUCCUCCCUCCCCCUCCCCUCUGCACCCACCCUGCUCAGCUUCAUAGGCCUGCCUCACUGUUCCUCACACCCCAGGGACAUUCCUGCCUUAGGGCCGAUGUGCUUGUUUCUUCUGCCUGGAAUGUUCCUCACCCAGAUAACCAUGUGAUGGCCUUCCCCCCUCCCCUCCUUUAGGUCUUUGCUUGGGUGUCCCCUUCUCCCUUGGGCCUGUCCUUGAUCCCUCUUUUGCUAAUCACAACCAGCCCCUUCUCCCUCCUUCCCAGGACUCU
Molecule: messenger RNA, 4240 nt
Organism: Acinonyx jubatus (cheetah)
Lineage: Eukaryota; Metazoa; Chordata; Mammalia; Carnivora; Felidae
Gene: STN1
Product: STN1 subunit of CST complex
Exons: 9
Coding region: 366-1478 (370 amino acids)
Biological process (GO): telomere capping; double-strand break repair via homologous recombination; DNA replication
Cellular component (GO): chromosome, telomeric region; CST complex; site of double-strand break
Molecular function (GO): single-stranded telomeric DNA binding
Source: RefSeq, a predicted model, not a curated record